Daktulosphaira vitifoliae (grape phylloxera) is the source of this 2963-nucleotide messenger RNA. RefSeq lists its product as uncharacterized. Bases 180 to 2783 code for a protein of 867 amino acids. Gene Ontology annotation, molecular function: ubiquitin protein ligase activity; protein binding. NCBI's taxonomy places the organism in Eukaryota, Metazoa, Arthropoda, Insecta, Hemiptera, Phylloxeridae. Gene Ontology annotation, biological process: proteasome-mediated ubiquitin-dependent protein catabolic process; anatomical structure development; protein K63-linked ubiquitination. The transcript is spliced from 16 exons. Gene Ontology annotation, cellular component: nuclear speck. The record is from RefSeq and is a predicted model, not a curated record.
GUUGGCUCCAUAUUCUAUAGUGUCAUUAAAUUCUAAGGGAAUUUUUUCAAAUUCUUCAUCAAAGCACAAGUUCUUGUAACCAUGCAUUUAAUAUGGCAUCAAUUUACUCGUUACAUCAAUUAUUAGCGAAAUUAUUGCAUUGACACUGAAGUAUUUACAAUUAAUAAAAAAUUGUGAUAAUGGCUGAUGUCGAUCCAGAAACUCUUCUUGAGUGGCUCAACAUGGGUCAAGGUGAUGAAAGAGACAUGCAACUUAUUGCCUUAGAGCAACUCUGUAUGCUUCUAUUAAUGUCUGAUAAUGUAGAUAGAUGUUUUGAAGUUUGUCCUCCUCGGUCCUUUUUACCUGCUUUGUGUCGUAUAUUUCUUGAUGAAAGUGCUCCUGACAGUGUAUUAGAAGUUACAGCCCGUGCUAUUACUUACUAUUUAGAUGUGUCAGCUGAGUGUACAAGACGUAUUGUUGCUAUUGAUGGAGCACUAAAAGCUAUCUGUAAUCGACUAGUAGUAACUGACAUUAAUUCACGUACAAAUAAAGAUUUAGCUGAGCAAUGUUGUAAGGUGCUGGAACUUAUAUGUACACGAGAAGCUGGUGCAGUGUUUGAGGCAGGAGGCUUAAGCUCUGUAUUGUUAUUUAUUAGUGAAGCAGGCUCUUGUGUACACAAAGAUACAUUACAUUCUGCAAUGACUGUUGUCUCAAGAUUGUGUACUAAAAUGGAACCAAAUGACACAUCAUUGCUAACAUGUGUUGAAUCUCUCUCAACGAUGCUUAAACAUGAUGAUCCUCAUGUCUCUGAUGGAGCAUUAAGAUGUUUUGCAUCACUAUCUGAUAGAUUUACAAGACGUGGAAUAGAUCCUGCACCAUUAGCUCAACAUGGUCUUUUAAAUGAGUUAUUAUUCCGUUUAUCUUCUGCUGCUGGACCAGCAGUAACUAGCAUUGGAACACCUGGAUUAAAUUCAAAUACAUGUACUUCUGAGGUUAAAUCUUCACAAUCUAUAUCAACAGUUAUUAGUUUAUUAACAACUCUUUGCCGAGGAUCAAAGUCAGUAUCUCAUGUAAGUAGUUUUAAAUCUCCUCCGCAUAAACCACAAGUAUCAGUUGGUGAGACUACUUCUAACACAAUCACAUUAAUGUUAAAACCUUUUGCUAAUGAUAAAGAACCAGUUCAUGGUUAUACGAUUAAAUAUAAGCCUGAAUUUGGAGACUGGCAAACAGCUCAAGUAGCCGCUAAAGCUGAAAAAUUCACUCUAGAAAACUUGUGGUGUGGAUCACGUUAUCAAAUAGCUGUAACAGCUUACAAUUUAAUUGGUACAGGCGAUGAGUCAGAUAUACUAAUUACAAAAACAACGGGUUCAAAACCAAAAAUACCUGAAGCAAGCAAAUUUAUAGAAGUAUCUGCUACCAGUGUAACUCUCCAUCUAAAUGCUUGGCUAGAUGGUGGUUGUCCAAUGUUAUAUUUUGUAGUGGAACAUAAAAAAAAAAUGCAACCAGAAUGGACUCAAGUAUCUAAUAAUGUAAGACCUGGUGGUAAUUUUGUAGUACUUGAUUUAGACCCAGCUACUUGGUAUCACUUGAGAGUAACAGCUCACAACAAUGCUGGUUUUUCUGUAGCUGAAUACGAAUUUGCUUCACUCACACUAAGUGGAAGUACUAUUGCUCCCCAUGUUCAAGAUGUGACAUCUAUUUAUACAUAUUUUCCAUGGAUACCUAAAUGGAUUGAUUUGAACGUAGUAGUUCCUACUACUGCUACAAUUAUUGUUAUUAUUGUUGGUAUAAUUGUAGUUUGUGUUGCUUGGUCUCGUAGAGUUCAUGAAAAUGGACAAACAAGAUUACGAGAUGAUAUGACUGUAUACAAUCAAUCUAUGCUUAUGGGUGGUAAUACACUUGAUAAGAGACAUGCAGAUUUUAACGACGAACUGGGUUACAUUGCACCUCCCAACCGAAAACUUCCACCUGUUCCUGGAUCAAAUUAUAACACUUGUGAUAGAAUAAAAAGAGGUUUUCCCGGUCCUUACAAUGGUCAUGGUACAUGGAACCCUAGAGCGCGUCAUAUGUAUGAAGAACUUAACGAUAAUAGUCCUAGGUGUAGAGGACAUUUACCCCCUUGUCCAGGUUCUGACGAAACAAUGUACACCCGGUGUAGAGGAGUAGAUGGUGAGGAUAUUUGCCCAUAUGCAACAUUCCAUUUGCUCGGAUUCCGUGAAGAAAUGGAUCCUUCUAAAAUGCCUUUCCAGACGUUCCCACAUCAAAAUGGUCAUUGUGGAACAAUGGGACCCGGCGGAACUAUGGUUAGCAAUGGAAUGAUGCACCAAUGUCCAGGGACUCAAACCAUGCCACGAAACGGGCGUUAUUCACACGUUGGUGGAGCAGCUAGUUCAAUGUUUUCACCUGAAUACGAUGAUCCAGCAAAUAUAGGUGAUGAAUACGGAAGUCAAUAUGGUCAAUAUGGUGCUCCAUAUGACCAAUAUGACGGCCGCAAUUCAAUUAGUCAUCAGAGUGUUGGAAGUCUAGAACCACCUCUACCUCCUCCUCGAAACCAUGAUCCAAAUGUUAGUAAUACUAGUAAUGAGGCCAAUGAUUCCAAAGACAGUAAUCAAAUAUCAGAAGCCGAAUGCGAUCAACAUAAUGAACUACCUAUUCAAGAGAUUAGUGUUCAUUCAAAAGGGAAUACUAAAGACGGUAUGACCACUGAAGAACUUAGAAAACUUAUUGAAAGAAACGAAGCCCCAGCAGGACAACAACGAUUCCAAAGCGGAGGGCUCACAACCUACGAUACUGUGGCAGUGUAACCUCUAGUCAUCCAAUAUUACAUAACUUAACUUUAGUAUAUACCAAUACUUAAUCUAUCUAAAAAUUAUCGAGACCCUCUUCCAUUAUUAAGUAAUGCACUAAUAUUAAUUAGUUUAAGUCAUAAGCACAUAAAUUUAAAUGACAUUUAUACAUUAAAGUUAAAUUUGUAGUGAUAAAUU